AUGUCUUCGCUCCUGGCGGACGAGCACUCGACCCAGCGGCCUCGAGAACCAGAGCCUAAAUGCCCCAUCGACACCUUUCAGUUACGUCGCAACAUUGCGGGCGUGGACACUGAGCUACUCGUUCAAACGUUUGACGAUCGGAUACUUGUCCUCAUUACGCAGAAUGGCAAAGUUGGACCUCUGGCCUCGCUGCCUCCUGUCGUCGAACUCCAGCCGCCGCCGUCGGAAGAGACUCCGACUGGAUUAUCUGCCCUCCCUCCUCCGCCGUCGUCGAUCCACCUGACCCCGUUGCUCGGUUCUCCGGUCGACACCGCUCUGCACGACCUCUACGUGUCCCAGAUUGCGACUCUCAUUUGGUGGAGUCUACAGCUUUCGCAUGCCACGAGAAGAAACGUCAUCGUGGGCCUGACGCUGGCGAAGAGAAAGGUGGAGGCAGUUGACGAAGCGGAGCGUGAACGAUUUGGUUGCAUCGCGAACAUGGUUGCCGCGUGGCCUGGACCCAAGUAG
Molecule: messenger RNA, 507 nt
Organism: Trichosporon asahii var. asahii CBS 2479
Lineage: Eukaryota; Fungi; Basidiomycota; Tremellomycetes; Trichosporonales; Trichosporonaceae
Exons: 2
Coding region: 1-507 (168 amino acids)
Biological process (GO): proteasome assembly
Source: RefSeq, a predicted model, not a curated record